AUGGAGGAUGCCUUGGACGAGAUUGAGUUGUACAACGAGGACACACUCACGCUGCCGGCACGCAACUCAGAACAGCAGCAGCCCGCCAGUGGCACGAGGGCCCGCGGCUCAAACUUCUUUUACCGUUACGAGCUCGACAGCGCCUGCCUCACCUUCACUGCGGCGGGCCAGGACGGCGGCAGCUGCAAGAGGGUGGAGAAGGACUCCCUGACCAUGGGCGACCUGUACGCAGGGAUGGGAACCAUGUCGCUUGCGGCGCGCCACUGCGGCUUCAGCGUGCUCUUUGGAGUGGAGGAUGACGCGGCCGCGCGCACCUCGUACCACCUCAACACAAGCCCUGCCAGCUUCAACCCGCUGCCGGCGGCGGCCGGCGGGGAGCCGGUGGUCUGCAAGACCUAUCCAACCACAGUCGAGGGCUUCAACCAGCUCCUGGGCGAGGGUCAUGCCCAGCUACAAGGCCACUUGGGCGGCUGCGUCACAGUCCUGCACGCUACUCCGCCCAGCCUCAAGCUGUCCAGUGCGGGCACUCGGGCUAGGGGCAUCAGACAGGGUUUUGGGGCCACCAUGGAGACUAUUAAGCUGAUCAAGCCCCCAUUCGUCACAGUGGAGGAGGUACCCGAAUUCUAUUCAGCUACCGGCGGGAAGGGGGCCGACGUGGCCGGGGAGCACGCUUGCCUGCACAUGUUUGCGCAGCUGCUGGACGCCGGGUACCAGCUGCGGCCCACGCUGCUCAACACGCUCUACUACGGCCUGCCCCAGUCGCGUUGGUGUGCCAUGCUGUUUGCGGCGCGGGACGGCUUUGAGCUGCCGGCUGCGCCAAAACCGCGCUACCGCACACCCGAAGCAGUGCCCAUGAAGAGCUUGAAGCCCGGGCGCCUGCGUGUGCCUGGCGGCUGGGCACACGCCCUGCUGCCCUCCAAGCACAGCCCGGGCGGCGUCUCCGCCUACGCUACGUGGCUCGCCUCGCCAACACGCUACCCAGGCCAGAGGGCCGUCGAGGCGUUCCCCCUGGAGCGCCACAUCAUGGCCCCCGACAAUGACGUCAUCGAGGACACCUCAAACAGCGUGCUGCCGGACGGCUACUACCCCGCACUGAUUGAGGCCAGUCACACCGGGCGCGCUGGGAAGGGUGCGUGCCUCAACCCGUUUGAGCCGCGCGUGACGACGCUGGAGGAGCGCUGCCGCCUGCAGGGCAUCCCCACAGAUAUGUGA
Messenger RNA from Monoraphidium neglectum, 1212 nucleotides. RefSeq lists its product as hypothetical. Gene Ontology annotation, cellular component: nucleus. The transcript has 10 exons. Gene Ontology annotation, molecular function: methyltransferase activity. Bases 1 to 1212 code for a protein of 403 amino acids. Lineage: Eukaryota; Viridiplantae; Chlorophyta; Chlorophyceae; Sphaeropleales; Selenastraceae. The record is from RefSeq and is a predicted model, not a curated record.